Molecule: messenger RNA, 4967 nt
Organism: Coniophora puteana RWD-64-598 SS2
Lineage: Eukaryota; Fungi; Basidiomycota; Agaricomycetes; Boletales; Coniophoraceae
Exons: 13
Coding region: 220-4752 (1510 amino acids)
Molecular function (GO): protein binding
Source: RefSeq, a predicted model, not a curated record
AGACAUCUUUCUUGACUCUUUCCUGCUUUCAUCUAUCUAACUUAUUCCCGCCGACGCGACGCUCGUCUCCUUUGAACACUCGCAAAUCGUUUGCUAUCCAACCCACGUCUGUGCCUCGAUCCGUAUCGGUACCGAAGCACAAACGUCAUCCGGACGAAGCGGUCAACAGAAGGAGUCCUUUUGUCUCCUUCGCGAUCGCAGAGUCUUCCCUAACUGCGCAUGAGCUUGCUCCAUGUCUACUUCAACCUACGCAGACAGCAGGCCUUCCAGCGUUUGCUGGAAGGGCCUGCUAACAAGGCCAACAAGUCCUCCGGAGCCCCCGGUACGAGCGCCGGCAAGUCUAAAUCGUGGACGAAGAAGAACACACUAAACCUCGUUCCGGUUGACGUCAAUUGCAAAGAUCAACAAGGGCGCACCGUGUUGCAUCUGGCGUGCUCAGCUGUGGAGCCGUCCAGUAUAGAGUACAUUCGACUCUUGCUCGCUCAGCCGGGUAUCAACAUCAACAUCAUGGACUCGGAAAAUCACUGGACACCGCUCCAUAGGGCACUAUAUGGGGGACACAUUGCUGCUGCGAUCAUUCUCUUGAAGCGCCCAGACAUCGACGUCUCCAUCAAGGAUUACGAAGGGUACACGGCAGCUGACCUAUACAACUCGACACUUCGCAUCACAAACCCUGAUGGAAUGAACGAGGAGCUAUCAGAGCUAUUGACUUGGGGGACAAAUAGGAACGCUACACUUGGAGUUGGAGACGGAAGUGAUCGAACGUACCCAGAGCAAGUUACUAUCCCAUAUCGAGAGAACGAGACGCAGCGCCAGAAUAUGCAAGUCGAGCGACGUUUCUCCCCAAUCCAUGUGCGAGAGAUCUCUAUGUCACGGUUGCAUACCGUGGUGGUAACUUCGGAGGCUCGCGAUAACGUUCGCCUGUGCGGUUUUGGGAGUGGUGGCCGCCUCGGCUCGAGCCAGCACACCCAAUACGGUUUGAUGGCUCUCCCAGAGUUUUCUCACACCAUCGUCUCCGUCGCCCUUGGGCAGGAUCACACCCUUGCUCUCACUAGCACUGGCGAGGUUCUUAGCUGGGGACUGAACCGCUUCGCGCAACUUGGCUACGUAGUCGAGAGUGCCACUGGAGUAGGGAGACUAGAUGAACCGGUUCAAGCCUCGCCGCGAAAGAUAGUAGGGCCGUUGCGCAGGGAAGUCGUCGUUGGCGUUGCGGCUUGCAAAACGGGAUCCGCAUGUUGGACCUCGACUGAACUUUUUACAUGGGGGACUAAUGGAGGGCAACUCGGGUACGCCAAGAAUGCGGCACCUGUGCAGAUAUUGCCGCGAAAAGUGACACUUAUCGUCCAGCCUGUAACAGCAGUGUCGAUGACGGACACUGUUACGGCCUGCCUGCUAGAGACCGGAGAGGUGCAUUGCAUCUAUAACGAUGCGAUCACCAAGAUAAGUAUUCCGACCCAAUCGUUCCCCUCGGAGAUCUCUGUAUAUCGGCCUCCGCAUACCGUCAAGGGACCGAGGGUCGUCAAACUUACUAGCUCUGAAGACACAUUCGCAGCCUUGUCCUCGAAUAGGGAAGUGUUCAUCUUCUCGUCGGUGCCCACCGCGGAUGCGGGACCUUCCUCGGGGAAGGCCAUGAGUGCGUUCAAGCCGCAGCGCGUUUGGGCACUGAGGAGACAGUUCAGUGCCGUCAAGGACGUUGGUUUGGGCGCCGAUGGUUCCAUCAUCGUUUGCACACAAUCGGGCCACGUCUUUGUACGUACCCGCAAUACCAAGGCGGGACAAGGCGGAAAAGCGUUCAAGUUCCAUCGCGUCCCGUAUGCACAACGGGUGGUGGCUGUAUGCGCGAAUAGCACCGGCGCUUUUGGUGCCGUCCGAGUCGAUUGUGCGCCUGAGCCUAUCCGCGUCACGGGUCGGACGCUCGUACAAGAUAUCGCAGCCAUACAACCCUACUUAUCGUACGCUACCAAGGAUGACCAGAUCGCGGAGACCCCGAGCGGCCAGGUCGACCUCACGAUGCAACCAACAUUCGAUUUCGACGAAGAGGCGGAUGACGCUACUAUCUUGGACGACAUCGCGGAAUUCGCUCGCGUCCUUGAACUACUCGGUCGCUUGCGCAAGUCGUCUCCGUACGAUAUGGGAAAUCUACCCCAUGGUGCCGACGUACUUAUACAGGUUGGCGAGAAGGCGGAGAUCCCCGCUCACAAGAUCAUUCUGAGCGCGCGCUCGUCACCCUUGCGGGCGUUAUUCUCCGGUGGAGGCGCUAUCCAAGAUGCGACCACCAAGGUUACCAUCAGGCUUUCCGCUUCUUCCAACUGGCCGCGUGUACAGAUUCGAGGAUCGAACACCAUCUCUGUCCUCUUAUUACUCCACCAUAUCUACUCUGACAGACUCCUCGCCAUUUGGGACCGGCGUGUCAGCGUACCUUUCGAUGCUCAGCUGAAGAUGCUCAACGUCGUACCUUCGCAGGUGCGGCUAGAGCUACAGAUCCUCGCGCGCCUUCUGCAUCUUCCCAACUUGUCUGCGGCGCUCGAAUCUCCUGGAAAACGUCUCCCUGUCCCGUGUGCUCCCCAGCAGCUUCAGGAGUUGUAUGAGCACGCUCAGUCCGCCGGACCCAAGAUGACGGCAAAGACGGUUCGAGGCGAUCCGAUGGCUCCGGAUGUGGAGAUCCGGUUUAAGAACCAUACGGUGUAUUCGCACUCGGCCGUCCUUCGCUCGCGUUCUGGGUUCUUCAAUGGUCUCUUCGACGACAAGGAGUGGACAGUCAAAAGGUGGGACAGUCGAGGUGCUAUCACACUUGAUCUAUCGCAUAUGGACUGGCAUAUUAUGGAGUUUGUUAUGCUCUAUCUGUGCUGCGGCAUAGAAGAGGAGUUGUUUGCCAAUCUUGACUUUGCCCAGAGCAUCGACGACGUGAUCGAGUUCAUGUUCGAUGUCAUCGCGGCUGCUAACGAGCUGUUACUUGACCGUCUGAUGCUGAUCUGCUCGCAAGUAAUUCUGAAACACCUCAACCCGAUGAACGCCUGCUACAUCCUCACAGACGCCCACCACUUCAAUGCCGUCGGGCUCAUGUACAGUGUGCACGGGUACAUCGCCGCGAACCUCGAGAUGUUCCUCGAGGGCCGCAUGCUCGACGACGUCGCGCACGGCCCACUGCGCGGGCUCACCGAGUUCAUACGUAAGGAGCAGCUCGACAAGUCGCCUGUGUCCCGGUCCGAGAUUCUUGGGCGGGAGGCGAUGGAGAAGCACAAGGAGUGGGUCGAGAUGCAGGACUGGCCGGCGCCGGUUGAGGAGUAUAGGCCGGUUGCGAUCCACAGGAGCCCGAGGAUGAGUCGUGUUUCGUCGAUUACGAACACGAACACGAGCGCGGCGGUGGCGAGUGCGGUUGGUGGGUCCCCGGUUGCGCAGGGUUUGGGCGCGCCCGGGGUGGGUGUGCCUGGCCCGGCGGAGGAGGACGAGCUGUUUGCGAUGGAUGCGGACGUGCCUCCUGCGCUGAACUUGGACGAGGGUGGGCUGGCGCCGCCUGCGGGGGAGGAGGGGAGGCAGAAGGGCGUUUCGCCGAAGACGUCGUUGGUGUGGAAGAGGACGUCUUCUGCGCCUCGCACGGACCUGAAGUCGAUCAUGGCGGAGGCGGAGAGCUCCAAGAAAUCACGGCCUGUUCCUUCGCCAGGCACGAGCUUGGGCUUGGGGAAACCGUCACCUUCGUCGCCGUCGCCACUCUCUCGCAUGGAGGAUCGGUCGAGAGGAAGCUUGGACAGGAUGUCAAGCGGGCUUGGUGUAGAGAGCUCGCGGUCGUCUGGGGGCCCUUGGAGAACGACCGGAACACCUGCGACGCCCUCCUCGUUCCUCGCUCAGCAGCAGCAAGAUCUCGCGCAGCGACAGCAAAGGACGCCGUCGUCUAGCGGUGUGGUGCCUCAAGCUGGGGGCACUGCGCCGAGGUUGCUUUCUCAGCCUCAGACGCCAACCAAGACUCCCGGCGUGGGCAGUAUGGGACCGCAGCCGAGAUCGUCGCCUGGUCCGAAGCCGCAGGCCGCAACACCUGGGCUUGGGCCUGUGAUUACGCCGAUGAGGCAGGCACCUGCUAGUCCAUCGACGUCGAGACGCGUUUCAAACAACAACAGCGCGUGGACAGUACCCUCCGUGCAACCCAUCGUGCAGCCCUCUCUUCCACCGACCACCCCCGCAUCGGCUUCAGCUUCGGGAUCGGGAUCGGGUUCUGGACCGACUCCGAGCGGAAAACCGGCCAGGUCGUCGUUUGCGGCGAUUCAGCAGGCGCAGCUCGAGCAGGGCAGCGCGGCGAGCGCGAAGGACCGGCGCAGUCUGCGCGAGAUCCAAGAGGAGGAGCAGGUGCGUCAGCGAGAGGAGCAGGAGCGCAGGCAGGAGGAGGAGUUUCUGAGGUGGUGGGCGGAGGAGGAGGUGAGGGUGCAGGGGGAGGAGGGGGGUGGGGGUUCUGUUAGAGGUGGUGCUGGAGGGCGGAAAGGGGGGAAGGGGAGGGAGAGGCCGAAGGGGGGGAAGAAGGGUGGACCUGGUUCUGGAGCUUCGGGAUUGGGGGCUGCCGCUGGGGAGGGCGUUGCUGGGGAAGGUUCAGGGAGAGAGAAGAAAGGUGGAGGCAGGGAGAGUGAUGGCCGGAGGGAGAAGGACCCAGACAGGUCUCGGGGCAAGCCUCGGGGUGGUAAAAACAAGGGUGGUCAAGCAGCCAGUGCUGGUGGCGCUAACACCAACACCGGUGGAGGACCUGUCCCGUCUUCGAACUUGGGGUAAAGCGGGAGUGGAGGUGCACCGCCGGCGCAGCCGGCACAGUCAUAGCGAGGAGCAAAGGCUCCUAUCAGGAGCAAAAAACAAUGAUUCCCAGAUGCUAUAUGUCAACCUAAUAUACUUUUACUUAUAGGCUCGCAUAUGCUAGACCGUUAUCUUAGUUCUGCAGAGCUCAUAGACAUAUAGCGCUAGCUAGCUGACGAACUCAUUGCGAGCAGGGC